CCAAGGAUUUCAUCCGACAUUUACUGGAGAAAAACCCAAACACGAGGUUUACCUGCGAAGAAGCCCUGCGGCACCCAUGGAUUAAUGGAAAUACAGCCCUUCACCGUGACAUAUACCCAUCUGUCAGCGCUCAGAUUCAGAAAAACUUUGCAAAGAGCAAAUGGAGGCAAGCCUUCAACGCCGCAGCCGUUGUGCACCACAUGAAGAAGCUCCACAUGAACGGUCACGCAGCGGCUGAGAGCACCCUCCCCGUUAUCCAAGUCGCAGAGGCAUCCAGACCCAACACACCCACGGUGGCCACCCGGCCAGCAGUGCCAAAUGAAGACAAGGACACGCCGCUCCCUCUGGUCCCCAUGCAGGGCUGCCCAAACCCUCCCGCUCAGCUGCAGCAAGAUGCAGGAAUGAGAGAGGGAAAGCCGCAAAGCCACUCGGAGAGCGGACCGCUGCCCGCGGGCAGCAGCCUGGUCCUGCCAGAUAACCACAGCCCGCCAACCAGAACUUCUUGUGGCUGCAGUCCAGCCUGCGUGGGGCACGAGAAAACUAAGACAUCCUUCUGCUCCGAGACAGUGCUGCUUAAAAAAUCUGCAAAAUCCCACCAUUUCAAAUCAGAAGUUCUUGUUCCAAUGAAAACCAGUAAACACUCUUCUCACUGUGGCACUGGGCAAACUGGAGUUUGUUUGAUCAUGUGAUGAGGAGGCAGCCACCGGGCUCCCCACAUUGAAACAGAAGGGCUGUUUUACUCUUUUCUGCACUUCAAAGCCAGACAUCAACAGCGCAAGCAAGAAAGGCGGCUGUGUCCCGCCAGGAGCAGGCGGGCAGCAGCGUCUCAGAGAUCAGCGACCGACUGGUGACGAGCGGCACGUUAGUCCCAGGAAUCCAUCACUGCAGUGUCCUCAGGGUGUUUCUGGAUCAUUAAAGCUGGGAGAAGGCACGUUAGCAAAGGAAAGUCUGAGGCUACUGCUAGCAUAUUCAGUGUAUAUUAUCCAUACGACAUCGCUCAGUGCUAUAAGCUUUUGUUUACUGUUUAGUUGUCCAAUGCAUAAGUGCACUGCACAACGUAAAUCCUAUAAACCAAAGCCAUGCAGAGUUUUACUCAGUGGCAGCUCAGUUAUUUUUACAAUCUGCAUCCUCUCCGCUCCUUGGAUUUUGGUUAGUCCCAGGCUUUGGCACGCUGAAGUUCAGCAUCAACCAGUUGCCCAGGCUGCGCAGUUCUCACUUCAGCUACAAAAGGAGAGACAACCUGCUAGCAACCUCCAUAUGUCUGAUAAUAAUCACAGCAAGUUCUAAAUUCCUUGCUUCCAAGUCUGUAAUUGCACAAUAAAUACUUGCUUAAUAAAGCUGAGUUUUGUUUUGUAAA
Pelecanus crispus (Dalmatian pelican) is the source of this 1357-nucleotide messenger RNA. The record is from RefSeq and is a predicted model, not a curated record. Lineage: Eukaryota; Metazoa; Chordata; Aves; Pelecaniformes; Pelecanidae.